Molecule: messenger RNA, 192 nt
Organism: Phytophthora nicotianae INRA-310
Lineage: Eukaryota; Oomycota; Peronosporomycetes; Peronosporales; Peronosporaceae
Exons: 1
Coding region: 1-192 (63 amino acids)
Source: RefSeq, a predicted model, not a curated record
AUGUGGAAGGAAGUGAACACCAAAUACAUCAAAGCCUUCUCGAAGUUCGAUGUAUCCGGUCAAAAUUCCAACGACUUUUACGAGUUCUGCAAUGGAAGUUUGGUGGCUGCGUAUGUGAAGGUUUGCAUCAAGCAGAAGCCAGCGUUGGAGUCGUAUGUGAAAGGGGGCUCGACCCUCUCCAAUUUGAAGUAA